CUCAAGAGUGCUUCUUCGGAAGCUUAGAAAAGAGCAAGCUGGGAAGAAGAGUUGUUUCUUCGAUUCGUAGAUCAAUUCAGCUGCUUUUUUGUGCAGACAUUGAGGUUUAUUUCAGAUCGAAAUCGAGAAGAAGAUGUUUCUCACUAGGACUGAGUAUGACAGAGGAGUCAAUACCUUUUCACCUGAAGGCCGUCUGUUUCAGGUGGAGUAUGCCAUUGAAGCUAUCAAGCUUGGUUCCACUGCGAUUGGUGUAAAGACAAAAGAAGGAGUUGUCCUUGCAGUCGAGAAGCGUAUCACCUCGACCUUGCUGGAGCCGAGCAGUGUUGAAAAGAUUAUGGAAAUUGAUGACCAUAUAGGUUGUGCUAUGAGUGGUCUCAUUGCUGACGCACGAACACUUGUUGAGCAUGCACGAGUAGAGACUCAAAACCACAGGUUCUCGUAUGGUGAGCCAAUGACUGUAGAAUCUACAACUCAAGCUUUGUGCGAUCUGGCUUUACGGUUUGGUGAAGGAGAAGAAGAGUCAAUGUCUCGUCCAUUCGGAGUAUCCCUUCUCAUUGCUGGGCAUGAUGAAAAUGGACCGAGCCUGUACUACACAGAUCCAUCGGGAACAUUCUGGCAAUGCAAUGCAAAGGCAAUUGGGUCAGGCUCAGAAGGAGCUGAUAGUUCUCUCCAAGAGCAAUUCAACAAGGAUUUAACUCUUCAAGAAGCUGAAACAGUCGCUGUAUCUAUCCUAAAGCAAGUAAUGGAAGAAAAGGUGACACCAAACAACGUCGACAUUGCCAAAGUUGCACCAGCUUAUCACCUCUACACUCCUCAGGAGGUUGAAGCCGUCAUCAGUCGUCUAUGAAGAACUAAACCGGCAUUCGCUUCCAUUUUACCUUACCUGGUCGGUUGGGUAAUUUAUCAGGCUUGUCUGCUUCCUGUUCUCUAAACCAAAAAGACUUUCUUUCACAAAUGGCACAAAACCUCUCACUUUUGUAUUAGUCAGAUUAUGAAUUAUAUCGAGUUUGAGUUUCAUUGA
This is a messenger RNA of Capsella rubella, 1021 nucleotides long. Its product is annotated as proteasome subunit alpha type-5-B. The coding region runs from base 134 to 847 and encodes 237 amino acids. The record is from RefSeq and is a predicted model, not a curated record. Gene Ontology annotation, cellular component: proteasome core complex, alpha-subunit complex; nucleus; proteasome core complex. Gene Ontology annotation, biological process: proteasome-mediated ubiquitin-dependent protein catabolic process. NCBI's taxonomy places the organism in Eukaryota, Viridiplantae, Streptophyta, Magnoliopsida, Brassicales, Brassicaceae. The transcript is spliced from 10 exons.